UCACUAAACUUUUCCACCAUAUGCGUGUUGAGAUGAGAUGAGGGCAUGAGAGCGUGGGUUGAUGUGGUAUCGCCGAGGACCAUCUUUCAGGACAGCCUGUUAACUGUCGUGUUGUAAUCGUCCUUUCUUAACGCAAAAGGCGUGAAUCUGGGCCUGUUCCAGUGAAAGCAGGAUAUCCUUCUCGUAGGACUCGUUAAAGGAAAAAGUUUCUUCCAGUCUGUGUGCGCCCUCGAGCGCCAGGGGGAGGAAGAGCGGGAGCAGGCUUGACACUACCUCCAUAUAAGGCUUGAAAAGAAGACACAGUACUCAUGAGAAGACAGCACUUAUGAGAAUUCUUAGGCCAUUAGAUGAGUGAGGCCCAACAGAGAAUCCUGGUCGUUCACAGUCAAAAGUAUUGGUGGAAUAUUCCAGGUGGUAUAUUGGCAAAUACACAGGAGGGAUCUCAAAGACACAAGGUUUUUCCAGUAUGAACCGGGCUUUUAACAGGAAAAAAGAUAAAUCCUGGAUGCACACUCCAGAUGCACUGGCAAAGCAUUACAUACCCUACAAUGCCAAGUUUCUUGGAAACACAGAAGUUGACCAACCGAAAGGCACAGAGAUUGUUAAGGAAGCAGUUAGAAAGUUAAAGUUUCAAAGACAUAUCAAGAAGUCAGAGGGACAGAAGACACAAAAAGUGGAAUUACAAAUCUCCAUUUACGGAGUGAAGAUCUUAGAUCCCAAGACAAAGGAUGUCCAGUACAACUGCCAGUUGCAUAGGAUAUCCUUCUGUGCAGAUGACAAGACUGAUAAAAGGAUAUUCACCUUCAUCUGCAAAGACUCCGAAUCAAACAAACACCUCUGCUACGUGUUUGACAGUGAAAAAUGUGCAGAAGAGGUAACACUCACUAUUGGCCAGGCGUUUGACUUGGCCUACAAGAAGUUCCUCGAGUCUGGUGGGAAAGAUGUGGAGACACGGAAACAGAUAGGAACCUUACAGAAAAGAAUUCAAGAACUGGAAACGGAAAAUUCUGGGCUAAAGAAGCAGCUUUGGGAACUGGAGGAGCAAUUGAUGAUUGCUCCUGUACCACCACAGCUGCACAUAAACUCUACUAACGAGGCCUACAUGCUUUCAAGACCCUCCUCGCUCUUCUGGUGUCACAAUCUGACGUCCUUCUCGUGUCUCGAGAUCUCCUCGGUCACACUCACCCCUAUGAGCUCGCCCGAGUCCAACCUCUCGGCAGGCCUACUAACCCCUCCUCCGGCUAAGCCUGCUCUCCUCCCAAAGCCUGCCGACGGGUGCAGCAUCCCGCGGCCUCGCGCUGGCAGCAUCUCCUUGAAACCCCCGAUGUCCACAGACGUUUUUGACAUGGUUCCCUUCUCUGCUGUCACACCCCUGGUGCCAAUUCCCGCAAGCAACGGCACACCCCCUCCCCCCACUACAACAUCUCCUCCAGACAUGAGUAAAGACCUAUUUGGAGCGGAACCUUUCGAUCCGUUCACCUGUGGGCAAGCCGACUUCCCCCCGGAUAUCCAGUCCAGGCUGGACGAGAUGCAGGAGGGGUUCAAAAUGGGACUAACCCUAGAGGCCACUGUCUUUUCUCUUGAGCCACUAGGCGGUCGCUGCUGAUGCAAAGAAGACAUGUUUGUGUUACAUACUGUAAACUCAUUUGUAUUAAAAAAGUGCCAGAAUUGGGUCUACAGUCAAGAUGUCAAUGUUCUUCUAGUCCUUGAGGUUUAUAUGUAUUUGCAUUUGAAUUUGGUUUUAGAAUAUUCAAAAGGUAAUAUUCAAAUCUGAUAUAGAAAGCACUAUUUUUCUAAGAACUGAUAUGGGAAGGAGUAUUUUUGAGACCCUUGCUUUUAAAGGCAAUGAAGGAUGUAAAUAGUAUGUCCAAUGGUAUACUCUGUGGCAGAGGUUUCAUAUACAAGUACGUCUUAUGUUGUAGAAUCUGCUUCAUUGAAUAUACACCACUUAGAUCAGGGGUGUCAAACUCAUUCCACGGAGGGCCUAGUGUCUGCAGGUUUUUGGUUUUUCCUUUCAAUAAAGCCCUAGACAACCAGGUGUGGGGAGUUCCUAACUAAUUAGUGAUGUUAAUUCAUCAAUCAAGUACAAGGGAGGAGCGAAAACCCGCAGACACUCGGCCCUCCGUGGAAUGAGUUUGACACCUGUGACUUAGAUCAACGCUGUUAUUUGUCUGUCAGACGUAAUGACUUGCUCACCAUCAACUCACAAGACACGGAAAUGUAGUUAGUCUUGUAUUACCACUCAUGUACCUAACUCUCAGCUUGCCCUUAAUUUGACAAUUUGAACAUUUCCUCUGUUAUUUUUACUCAUUUUAUUUUUAGUGUAAUUAGUUCUGCUUGUUUUGACCUGACAUUUUAACCGAUUUUAGUUUUAUUGUCUUAUUAAACAUUUUAACAGGUGCAUUUUACAUAUCGGUAUGUAUUGCCAGAGAUUUACUUUCUUAUGAUAUAUGUCAGUGUCCUCUUGCACCGGAAAGCACUUUUGAAAACCUCUGUCAGGACUUGUUCUUUUACUUUGCUGUUACAGUUAUUAAAGAAAAGAUUACUGCAUCACUUAUCAACACUCAAAAAUUAUUGAAAUGUGUUGGCGCUACAAUUUCAACAAAAAAAUUAUGCAUUUGAUAUGUAAAAUUCUGGGGUAUCAAGUAUUUUUGCUAACACUUUACAUUCCGUUUGUUACAUAGCACUUUUGUAACUGCUUUGUUACAUAGCACUUUUGUAACUGCACUUAGAAAAUACUAUGUAACAAAGAGAUAUUACAAUGUUACUAGUGUAAUUACAGCAUUACUGCACAGGUAUAAGAAAACAGAAACUUAAUGUAAAGUGUUAGCAUGUUGGAUAUUCUCAAGAUGUACCGGCGGAUAUUCAACCAUGGAUCUCCAUUGAUGGUUAGGCUUUGAUGGACAUAUUGAAUAACUCUGUUGCUUGGUGACAUCAUAAUAACAGUAAGUAAUACAAAAUGAAAAUAAAACAUUUUAUUGUCACAUA
Salvelinus fontinalis (brook trout) is the source of this 2988-nucleotide messenger RNA. Its product is annotated as PTB domain-containing engulfment adapter protein 1-like. The transcript has 15 exons. Bases 467 to 1606 code for a protein of 379 amino acids. The record is from RefSeq and is a predicted model, not a curated record. NCBI's taxonomy places the organism in Eukaryota, Metazoa, Chordata, Actinopteri, Salmoniformes, Salmonidae.